AUGAGUUCUGCAGGAAAUUUACAACUCUGUGCCGGUCAAGCAGGUGGAUGUGAUGCCGCUGUACAUGCUAUGAGUGACAUGUUGGAGGAAGAGUCCACUAACCCAUUGCUCUUGGCGGAUGCAGACAACGCCUUUAACUCGCUUUACCGAAGGGUCCUCCUCCAUAAUAUCAAGUAUUUAUGCCCACCGAUGGCUAUUUAUAUCAGGAACUGCUAUAGUGUGCCGUCUCGCUUAUUUGUACUCGGAAGAACCGAAAUUUCAUCAUCAGAAGGGACGACUCAAAGGGAUCCCCUUGCAAUGCCAGUAUAUGCCAUUGCCAUAACCCCCUGUAGGAGAUAAUCAAACCUGAAUCUCCAAAAGACAUAACAUGAAACAUGUAGCUUUUGCAGAUGAUCUGGGUGGAACAGGUGAACUGCUAGAACUGCGACGCUGGUGGAAUAACAUUGUGUUGUGGUGUCCUAAGUUGUGAUAUAUAACCCGAACCCUUCAAAGUCGUGGCUUGUUGUAAAGCGAACAGUUGAGGAGAAAGCACGAGAAAUCUUCGGAGGAAUCAGCAUCAACAUCACAACUGACGGGAGAAAAUAUCUUGGUGGCUACAUUGGAAGUGAAAGUGGAUGCGGCAAAUACGCUGAGGAACUGGUAAGCUCGUGGUGUGACCAACUGAAAGUCCUGCCGAAGAUUGCAGAGACAGAACGACAAGCAGCUUAUGCAGCAUUUGUGAGUGGGUUCAAGAAAAAAAUUGACGUAUUACAUCAGAACAAUGCCCAACAUCGAGCAACACCUGACGCGACUGGAUGUAAUUGUUGAUAAUGUAUUUAUUCCAGCAAUUACGGAUGGCCACAUAUGCUCCGCGGAUGAACGACUUUUGCUCUCCUUACCUGCAAAGAAAGGUGGUUUGGCAAUACCUAUGUUCUCGGCUGUUGCUGAUAUUGAGUUUGGUAAUUCCUGCGAAGCUACCGAACAGCUGAUUGAACAUAUCAGCAAGCAGGACAGCACAGCACCAAUGGAUAGUGAACAACUCAAGACCGCAAGGAGAAGCAUUGCCAACACCAGGGAAGAGCUGAAUAACACCACCCUACAGCAGCUUCGCGAGAAGAUGAGCCCAGAACAACUGAGGUUAAAUGACCUAGCACAGAUGAGGGGUGCCUCGAGUUGGUUAACAACAUUGCCACUAAAGUCAGAAAACUUCGACCUGAAUAAAAGGGAAUUCUACGAUGCGCUCAGCCUUAGGUACCGCUGAACACCGAAAUACCUUCCAUGUACAUGUCCUUGCGACAAUAGAUUCGAUGUUGAUCAUGCAAUGUCGUGUAUGAAAGGCGGAUUUGUCCAUUGGAGUUAUGACGACGUGCGAGACCUGUUCGCAUCCCUUCUCAAGGACGUAUGUCAUGAUGUUGAGGUCGAGCCACACCUUCAGCCUUUGACAGGAGAAGUUUUAAUUAGCAGUGCCAACUCCUCUGAUGAGGCUCGUUUGGAAGUCAGCGCACGUGGUUUUUGGCAAAGGGAGCAACGUGCAUUUUUUUAUAUCAGGAUUGUUAACCCGUUCGCAAAGAGUCACCUUAACCAGAAACUUAACACGGCUUUCUCGAGCAAUGAGAACGAGAAAAAGCGACACUACAGUCAGCGAAUUAUUGAAGUCGAGCCUGGCUCCUUCAGCCCUUUCGUGUUCUCACCAUAUGGUGGAAACGGUAGAGAAGCCGAGCGAUUUCUUACCGAACUAGCUCAAAAACUAUCCGAUAAGAAGCAGAUGGAUUAUAGCAUUGUGAUUCAUUGGUUGAGAUCAAAACUAUGUUUUAACCUAUUGAGAUCAGCAGUUUCACGUGUAAGAGGCUCCAGUACAACUAAACAUGAGUUGAACACUGAUUUUAGCGGGGCAGCAAUGGCAAAUGUGAUUGGAAAGUUAAAGUAG
Messenger RNA from Porites evermanni, 1906 nucleotides. Lineage: Eukaryota; Metazoa; Cnidaria; Anthozoa; Scleractinia; Poritidae. The record is from the annotation of a GenBank genome assembly.